Symbiodinium sp. CCMP2592 is the source of this 930-nucleotide messenger RNA. The record is from the annotation of a GenBank genome assembly. NCBI's taxonomy places the organism in Eukaryota, Dinophyceae, Suessiales, Symbiodiniaceae.
AUGGCCAUGUUGCACAUCAACAGAUUCUUCGUCUCCUUGGUGGUGAUGGCCGUGGGUACAGGGCUGCUUCUCCUCCCGGCUCGGGCGCAGGCAGCAUCUUUUGCCGUCUGCGCUCUCGUCGUUCUUCCAGUUCUUUUGGCCGGAGCAUUUCGGGAAUUCCUGCGAUUUGUUGCCAGUUCGCCUCCGUCAGAGCUGCUCGGAUCAUUUGCAGGCUUGCUGACUGCAGUGCUUGCCUUUGCCUUUCUUUGGCAAGGGGCAGACGGCCUUCGGUUGCUCCUCGGUGCCGCGCUUGCCGUUCUACUCGGGGACUUGGUGUUGGUGGCCAGCUGGUUGCCGCUGCCGGAGGCCUUAGCGGCUCUGGCCGCCAUGGCUCUUGGCUACGCCGGCGCCGCGGCGGGUCUGUACCGGCGCCGGGCCACCCAGGCCUUCGCGAUGGCGGUGCCAGCAGCCUUGUUGCUGCCUGCCGGUUUUCUUCUCUUCUUGGAAGCCCUCGGCCGGUCGGAGGCGUACUUAGACGACAUUGUGUCGGCCUUGCUGCCUUGGGCAGACAAGCACAGCGAGAAGGUUGUGGGCAGCACCUUCUGCGAGUAUGGGCGCCUCGCGUGGCUUCUGCUUCAGCUGCCAGCGCUAGUGCAUCUCCUUACGGCACCAGGAAUGGACGUGGCCCCGUUCCCAUGGGAGAGCGAAGAGCCGGCGAAAACCCGCGCUGUGCCGGCAGCAAGCCCGCCCGAGGAGCCUGAGGAGACAGAGACCAACGCCGACAAGGCUGCCGAAGCUGCGGAGGCACAGCCAGAAGUGGCAGUGACGCCCGUCCCUUCGAUGCCUUCACAGCCGGUAGGGGGCUUGACCUCUGCACAGCAAGCUGCCACUAGCAGCCUCCUUGUGCAUGUCCGCAACGUGUCGCUUCCCCCAGGCUGUUCCCGAGCCUGA